UUUUCUAAAUUUUGCCAUUCUGUCAUUCCGUGUAUAAAAGAGAAAAAGAGAAAAAAAAAAAAAUUUAUUACAAAAUUCGUAAAUCAGAACUAUUUUAGAUGAUUGAAAAUUCAAAAGAGGGGCUAGACUUUUAGGCAUAUAAUUAGAUGCCCACCCACAAAGAAAGUAGUGUCUGGCAACUCACAAAGAAACUGGUGUCUGUUACUCACAAUGCUAGAAGGAACUCCAAUGGCUCUCCUUCAAUGGCUGAAGGAAGGCAUCCUACCCUCAUUAAUUUUAGCCUCACCUUUUCUGGUAGUCAUAUUGAAUUUUCUCUUGAAGGGAACCUCAAGGAAAACAAUGUCCAAUCUCCCUCCCAGUCCUUUAAAGCUACCUAUCAUCGGCCACCUUCACCAGCUAGGCAACAUGCCGCACCUAUCUCUAUACCGCCUAGCUGAGAAACUUGGGCCCAUCAUCCACUUGCAACUUGGUGAGAUUCCAACAGUUGUGGUUUCCUCAGCUAGAAUGGCGAAGGAAGUGUUAAAAACCCAUGAUCUUGCACUUUCAAGCCGUCCUGAGAUCUUUUCAGCCAAACAUCUUUUCUAUAAUUGCACUGAUGUUGUCUUCUCCCCAUAUGGAGCUUACUGGAGGCAAAUACGGAAAAUCUGCAUACUUGAGCUACUAAGUGCCAAGCGUGUCCAAUCUUACAGCUUUGUAAGAAAAGAAGAAGUUGCACGUCUGGUUCAUCGGGUUGCAGAAUCAUAUCCUGGCAACACCAAUUUAACCAAGAUGCUUGGACUAUACGCAAAUGAUGUCCUCUGUCAUAUGGCAUUUGGAAGGGAUUUCUCAGCAGGAGGGGACUAUGAUCGACUUGGGUUCCAAAAGAUGCUUGAAGAGUAUCAGGAGUUGCUAGGAGGAUUCAGCAUUGGAGAUUUCUUCCCUUCCAUGGAAUUUAUGCACACCUUAACCGGCAUGAAAUCAAGACUUCAGAACACCUUUAGACGUUUCGACCAGUUCUUUGAUGAGAUUAUAAAGGAACAUCUAAAUCCCGAGAAAAAAAAGGAAGACAACAUAGAUCUUGUGGAUGUCUUACUAGAAAGACACAGUGAAGCCACCGAAAUGCCUCUCACUAUGGACAAUAUUAAAGCCAUCAUCUUGGACAUGUUUGCCGCAGGAACUGAUACAACCUUCAUAACCUUAGAUUGGGGGAUGACAGAGCUCAUCAUGAAUCCCAAAGUCAUGGAAAGAGCACAAGCUGAAGUAAGAAGAGUUGUCGGAGAAAAAAGAUUUGUGUUAGAGAGUGACCUGCCUCAGCUGCACUACACAAAAGCUGUUGUCAAAGAGAUCUUCCGCUUACAUCCUCCCGCACCAGUAUUAGUCCCAAGAGAAUCCAUGGAAGAUAUAACCAUUGAUGGGUACAAUAUUCCUGCCAAAACAAGGUUUUUUGUCAAUGCCUGGGCAAUAGGGAGAGACCCAGAAUCCUGGGAAAAUCCAGAAACAUUCAAACCAGAGAGAUUCAUGGGAAAAACUAUUGAUUUCAAGGGGCAAGAUUUUGAGCUGAUACCUUUCGGAGCUGGCAGAAGAGGCUGCCCUGCUAUUACAUUCGGAAUGGCAAGUGUUGAGCUAGCACUGACUCAACUUCUCCACAGCUUUGAUUGGGAGCUUCCUCCUGGUAUCCAAAAUAAAAAUUUGGAUAUGACAGAAGUUUUUGGUAUCACAAUGCACAGAAAAUCUCCUCUGAUUGUGGUAGCCAAACCAUGGUUUCCAUAAGAGAAGACUUGUCAACAAAUAAAUCAAAUCAAAAUAAUAUUCAAGCUGUGGCUAUGUUACUUGGAACUCAGGUACUAGUGCUAGUAUGAUCCAAGCGUCGGAUGUGUCAAAUCUUGCUAAAUAUUUAUAUAAUGCAAUAUUUUCUUUUAUUUUCUAGAGUAAAAUAACAGUUUUAUGUAAUAUAGUGUUUAAAAUGGGCAUUUAGCUCACUAUGAAGUAAUAAUCUAAUAAAAUUAAAUUAUUGGAUA
Cornus florida is the source of this 1997-nucleotide messenger RNA. RefSeq names its product cytochrome P450 71AP13-like. Bases 211 to 1749 code for a protein of 512 amino acids. Gene Ontology annotation, molecular function: monooxygenase activity; iron ion binding; heme binding. The record is from RefSeq and is a predicted model, not a curated record. The transcript has 2 exons. NCBI's taxonomy places the organism in Eukaryota, Viridiplantae, Streptophyta, Magnoliopsida, Cornales, Cornaceae.